AUGAUUCUAUUAUCAUUUUGUGUCGUUGUUGUCAGUGAAGCACACCAUAAAGUUUCGAUAAUUAGUUUAAUCUUUCUUUUGACUAUAUGUCUUAGUCAAUCUGAUUCGGAGAACGAUGAAUGUCAGACGACAGCGAAAAUAACUCUGCUUUCAAGUACCUCCAUCAAUAGUGUUACUGAUGAAAAUGACAUGUCACGAACAGCUAUUGUGGGAAAUCAUUCUACUAGCAGUAUCAGUCGUGUAUCGAUUCCUGUAGAUGCUUCAGGUACGCUUUCUUUCCAUGAAAUUAAUUAUGUUAUUGGUGGCAAAAAUGAAUGCAAAAGACGAAGAUGGAGCUGUCCAACUAUUUUGAAAUCAGAAAAACAAAAACAAAUCCUUUUUGAUAUAUCGGGAAAAUUUUCGGAUGGCAUGAAUGCUAUAAUGGGUCCAACUGGAUGUGGAAAAUCUUCGUUACUCGAUGUUUUAGCUGAUAGAAAAGAUCCACAUGGUACAUCUGGUUGUGUGCUAGUCGACGGUGUACUCCGUCACCCAUCAUACAAAUAUGCUGUUGGCUAUGUUGUACAAGAAAAUGUUUUCAGUGAGACAUUAACUGUACGUGAAAAUCUGUUCUUCUCAGCUAAUCUUCGCUUACCCAAAACCUUAUCGAAACGGGAAAAGAUUGAUCGUGUUUUAUGCGUCAUUGCCGAUCUUGGCCUUGAAUCUUGUGCAAAUACACGUAUGGGUACAGCAUUUCUACGAGGUGUGUCUGGUGGUGAGAAGAAACGAACUUGUAUUGGCAUGGAGUUGGUAUUAUCACCAAAGAUAUUGUUUCUUGAUGAGCCUACAACAGGUUAUCAAUGUGAAACACAUGAGAAUCCUACAGACUUUGUCUUAGAUAUCUUGAUUGAUGCUAGUCAAACACCAACUAUACUAGCAAAGUUGAAAUAUGCCUAUAAUGAGCCUGCCAAUCAUUCCCAUUUAAAAGCACGCCCUGAAUUUGAGAACAACAUAUCCAAUAGAGGACAUUUUGAGUGUUUCCAGCAUCAGAUCGCUGUUGAAGCAGCUCAAUCUCUGGGAACAGAACUAUUGUACGUAUCUCAACGCACACUGAGGAACUCGCUGCGUAAUCCAGCAAUGGCUAUAGCACAAGUUGUGGUCUCUAUUAUGAUUGGGUUUUUGGUUGGUCUUGUUUUCUAUGAUCUAAAAAAAACUACCGGUCAUGGUGUUCACAAUCGUCUAGGUACAAUCUUCUUUAUUGUUGUCAAUCAGAUAUUCAGUACGAUGACAGCUAUUGAGCCGUUACUUCAAGAGCGGGCGCUUUUUUUUCACAAUGGACUGAUGAUUCUUUACUUUGGUGAAACAGGUGAACGCUUACAUAGUGCAACGUACAUUACAAAAUUACUGCCAUUUUACAAAGUUGAUGGUGAUCGAUCAUUUGGAGAGCAAACGAUCGAUGGUCCUCAAGCUGACCAGAAUUAA
This is a messenger RNA of Rotaria socialis, 1458 nucleotides long. NCBI's taxonomy places the organism in Eukaryota, Metazoa, Rotifera, Eurotatoria, Philodinida, Philodinidae. The record is from the annotation of a GenBank genome assembly.